CACUGAGUGUCACUGUCACUGGGUAUCGCUGCGCUGUCGCUUGGUCGCUGAUACAAAACAUAAACGCAAUAUUUUUGUUUGAAAAAAGCUAAAUAAAACUAACAAAUUCAUAUUUACAGCGCAAUAUUUCCUAUCUCUGAUAAUAAUGAAACCUACGGUUGCUGCUGACGAAAUGUUUCCAGAGGGCGUUGGCCCAUACAUGGAUUUAGAAGAAGCAGGUGGACCUUCGAAUCUCUUGAUGGAUCUAGCUGCUAAUGAAAAAGCUGUCCAUGCUGACUUUUUUAAUGAUUUCGAAGACUUAUUUGACGAUGAAGACUUAAAGUGAGGAGAUGACACGACAAUAUUAUUAUUUAUUCAUAAAUCUAUUAGCAAUAAAUCCAUUUCUAUAAAUGUAA
Messenger RNA from Ostrinia nubilalis (European corn borer), 395 nucleotides. RefSeq names its product COP9 signalosome complex subunit 9. Gene Ontology annotation, biological process: negative regulation of protein neddylation. Lineage: Eukaryota; Metazoa; Arthropoda; Insecta; Lepidoptera; Crambidae. Bases 146 to 325 code for a protein of 59 amino acids. The record is from RefSeq and is a predicted model, not a curated record. The transcript has 3 exons.